This is a messenger RNA of Cladocopium goreaui, 867 nucleotides long. The record is from the annotation of a GenBank genome assembly. NCBI's taxonomy places the organism in Eukaryota, Dinophyceae, Suessiales, Symbiodiniaceae.
AUGGAGGCAACGGUGCCUGUGCCUGAAGGUUCAUCAGACGAACCACCACCAGUGCAGCAGCAAGAUGAGACGCCGAGGGCAGAGUCUGAGGGAUCCAGCGGAAACCCUUGGGCCCGUUCUGAAGGACGGCGGCUACGUGCCCCUGCUCUUGAGCAAGAGUUCGCGCAGUUUCUCCAGUGGCGACAGGCCAACCAGCCCUACGGCAUGGGUCUACAACCUGGACAUUAUGGAGAUGCUGGUCAAGGUCUAUGGCAAGCUGCGAGGGACGAGCAAGAGAGAACCACAGCGGGACCACUGCUGCUGAAGAACCUCACAAAGGGUCCAUGGGAGGACCUGAAGUACCUGGCCAAUGAUGAGUCAUGGAUGACUGACCCAGAGAAUGGCACCAAACUGGUCAACCUCAGGGGCUCUAGAGAGUUCUAUGGCAAGGAGAAGCGGGAAUCUAUGCUUGCAGCAUGCGCCCGUCUCACAUAUCACCUGAGACGUCAGAAGGGCGAAACCGCCCGAGCCUUCAUGACGAGAUGGGACCCCGCUGAAAGAAAGAUCCGCGAGCACGAUGUCAAGCACCCUCAGGAAUACCUGGGCUUCUUGAUGGUGAAUGCCCUCACACUGGACUCAAAGAAGACCAAGCUCCUUUUGACCUUCACGAAAGGUUCACUGCAGGUGGCUGAUGUCAAGGAUUGGCUGAGGAUCCAUGAGACCGACCUCGACAUGAGCAAUCUUGGCAACGACCGCAAAAAGACGACGGUGAACUUUCUCGUCGACACCGAUGAGGCCAAGGAGAUCCAACUGAUGGACAUUCCUGAAGAGCACGAGUUUGACAACGAGGAGGCCGGACCUUCUCUUGACAACCAUGGCAGACCUUGA